This is a messenger RNA of Nasonia vitripennis (jewel wasp), 4197 nucleotides long. RefSeq lists its product as uncharacterized. The record is from RefSeq and is a predicted model, not a curated record. The transcript is spliced from 6 exons. The coding region runs from base 1517 to 2353 and encodes 278 amino acids. NCBI's taxonomy places the organism in Eukaryota, Metazoa, Arthropoda, Insecta, Hymenoptera, Pteromalidae.
GUCCAUUUUCUAUUGUACAAUUGUUGCUCACAAAUUCUAGUAAAGAUAACUGCUAGACUACUUGUAUAUAAAAUAUUCUAUUAUUAAAAGCUGAUAAAAAAGAGCAAGAAAAUGCAAUUUUAAAUCCAGCUUUUAAUAAGUGCAUCAAAAAAUAUUAUUAGAAUUAUACAAAUAGUGCUAAGUAGUUAUAGUUUUGAUUGUACUUUCCAUGUUUGAAAAUAUAUAUUAACAAUGGAAUUAACUCAUAAUUAUAUCGUAGAUAAAAUUUGUAUUUAAACUCAAACAAAUUUUUGUCUGAAACAAAUAUAAUACGUUACUCUGCAUAUUAAUUACUAAGCAAUAAAAAACUAGUUAUUCUACAUUCUAAGAAUAAACCUGUAAUAAAAAUUAAGAAGGAUUCUUAAUAAGUCUAGACACAAUCAGAAGAAAUAGGGAUUAUCCUUUUAUUCCUUUCAAAUAAAAACUCCAUUAUAGCCAUAAGUGCGAUAAUAGCUCGGGUGGUAGGAUAGCGGAUUACGACACUGAGGACCUGGGGUCUAAUCUUGACACAUCUACACCCCAGCAGACGUAUUUAUGUGUAUCCAGAUGCGACAGCCUGGUAUACAAAGUAAUAUUUCGAUAAGUAUCAGUAGUGGGAUCAAUGAAAAAUGUAUAGGAUAAGUAUUACUUUAGUUAUGCGUAGGUAUUAGAAGUCGAAACUUUAAUGAUUUUCUCUUAAUUAUGGUUUUCUUGAUUUUAGGUUCGGUGCCGUAAGAUUCCAAGUGAAUGGAUGGACCAAAUAAGCUCAAACUCAAAUAUGUACAUUGGUUAUGAUAUGGAUGGAGGGAUUUAAAUGUUGAAAGAAAGUUACAUAAAAAAUCUGUUAAAUUUAUAAAAAGUUAAUUUAAAAAAUCAGUAAAAUGCUUAUAAAUUUUUUUUUUUACUUAUUUAAAACUAAAUGUCUUUAUUCAUAUCAUAACAAAUGUACCUUAUACAACAUCUUCGAUUUUGAGCUUAUUUAGUCUAUCCGUUGAUUUGGAAUCUUACGGUUAGUGAGCUAUGGAUUCGAAGAGAGGUUCUAUACCGGUGAAAAUAUUAUAGAAAAAUAUUUUAGCACAAGUAUCAAUUCAUCAGGAAAAUUGCAGGCAAAAGUUACGUUACUGUAUACAAAGAAAUAAUAUAAUUUUGCGAUAACGUAUGCAUAGAAAAUUAUUAAAAAAUGGGUGACGAAUAUAAAAUGAAUAUUCAGCUUGGUGACGAAGCAAUAUGCUCAUCAACAUUACGUCGUUUUAUACAUGCUAUGAAUAAUAGAAACAAUGAGGAGAUGAAAAUUGUAAACGACAAUGAACAGCUUCUACUAGGCAGGAGUCCGGAUCUUGAACAAGAACCUGUAGAAAUAGUGCAGAUUGUUGAUCAGGAAAAAUUUUCAGAAAACGUAGAACCUAUGCAUAUUGAUUUUUAAAACAAAAACAUAAUCGCAGUUCCGGGGAAUGCGAGCAUACAUGCAGAGGGUUCUGUGGAUGUACAGGUUAGAAAUAUGAGUGACACUCAAUCUGAUUUGGACAAUGACAUUAUUUUAAAUUAUGUGAGAAAUUUCUUAAUAGACGAGCAUGGAGAAUAUAUACUACCAUCUAACAAACUUGCAAAUUUAAAAGAGUUUAUAGAGAGUGAUAUAUUUCUGGAAAAAGUUAAUUCUCGCAUAGAUAGGACUGUAGGAGAAUUGUUCUUUAUGGUUCUCAAUUAUAGCAUUGAAAAUGCUUUAUCUGUGCAAGACUCUGUAGCUCGAGCGCCAGUAAAAUUAGGUAUCAAACAAUUCAAUGGAAAAUUUGGAUGUAGUUGGUGUGAACAUCCUGGCGUAUGGGCUUUUGGUAGUAUGAGAUACCCUAUCCUGGAGCAGAUUCCAAGGCCACGAGAACAUCAAAGUAUGUUAAUGCAUAUGCUUCAAGUUGAACCUGGAGAAACAAUACUUGGAAUUUUGUACCCAUCACCUUUUAUUAAUUUAUUGAAAUUGAAUAUUGUUUAUGGAUUUGUGCCUGAUUACAUGCACUGUGUUUUAGAAGGAGUAGCUAAACAACUCACAGAUCAUUAUUCAUCUUCCAUGACAGAAAUAGAAAUAAAGGUCUUAGAUGAAAUACUAAAAUAUGUCAAAUAUCCUUGUCAAGUGUCGCGUUUAACUCGUCCCGUUAGUGUGAGAAAUGAUUGGAGUGCUCGAGAAUGGGAAAAUUUCAUUUUAUUCAGCAGUGUUCCAGUUUUCAGUACAAUAUUGAGCAACAAAUUAUUAAACCACUGGAUGCUUCUCGUUGAAAGUUUGUAUAUAUUAUUAAAUGAUAAUAUUACUGUCAUUGAGCUCGAUCGUGCUGACAAGAUGUUGUAAAGUUUGUUUCUCAGAUGGAAACAUUUUUCGGAAUCAAAAUGAUGACCUUUAAUGUACAUCAAUUAUUACAUUUAAAUAAAAGUGUUCUUGAUUGGGGGCCUUUAUGGGCACAUUCGACGUUUCCAUUUGAGUCAGAAAAUCGAAAUUUAUUAAGAGCCAUUCGAUGUGCUAGAGGAGCGACGCAGCAGAUUGUUCGUUUUGUCAACCUCAAUCAUAGUAUGAUUACUUUACGAGAAUUGGUCUAUCCUAAGAUGGAUAACUUUGUAAAAUGAUAUUGUGAUUAUACUCUAACUGCUUUAAAACUAACAAAUACAACAUAUUUUGGGGAAGGAGAAAAUGUUAAUAAAGAUGAAGAAUUUCUACAGAUAUUGCAGCUGUCUCCAAUCCGUACAAAAAUAUAUAAGAAAGCAGUAAAAGGAGGUUGUUUAUACGGGACGCACUUACAAGAAAAUGAGAGAUCCGAUAAUUCAUUUGCUCUUCUCAAUGAUGGAAAAUUUAUAAGGCUCGAGAAGUUCAUUGUAGAUGAUACUAAUAUUAAGUAGAUCAUACUAUUAUUAAAAAUUAUUAAGAAUUUUGCCAAAUAGUAAUAUGAUUGCAACUAGUAAUAUCAAUAGAAUUUGUGAUAUCAUAAAGUUAUAUGAUACGGAGUACUUAUGUUCAGUACCAAAUUUGUUAAAGUAUUGGGUGGUACUCCACUGAAGUCCCUACUGAAAAAUAUCGCGCGAUUUAUUACGCGCUUAUUUGCGCGAUUAGUCGCGCGACUGAUCACGCGUAAUAAUGAAACUUUUUUUUGCACGAUUAGUCGCGGGACUAAUCGCGCGAUAUCCGGAAAAAUUCUGUAAUUUUUUUUUAUGUUAUAAAUUGUUAAAUUCUAAUCUGCUUAUCAUUGAAAACAUGUGUAUAAAUUAACAUAAGGGCCAAAUAGUGCGGGGCGACAUAUAGGUAGCCGUAGGAAUUUCAUGUCCAUAUGGGUGUUUUGCGCUAAAUGUGGCAGGUAUAGUUAUUAACAAUAAAAUUGUUAUUAUUCUACGGCCACUUAUAUGUCGUCCCCGGAUCAAAAUCAUCUAAUAUAAAUUUGAAAAAAAAAAAAUAAAUCCAGUAAAUUUUGAAAAAUGUUUGUUUAUUUGUAAAGUAUUUAGAACAUCAAUAAAUUUAAAUAAAUAAUUAAACUUAUUAUUUAGAUUUUUGGUUUCGCAAUUAAUGAUAACUCAUAAAAAUAAAAUUAAUAACAAUGUUUUUACAGUUUGAUUUCAACUUCUAAGUAUCACUAUCUUUGGUUAUAUACAUUUAGUUAUUACAUUUAAUAACCAUAGACAGUCUUAAUCUUUUUCUUUUUUGUUUUUAAGUAACCACAAAAUAAAAUGAAGUAUUUAAUCUCUCUUUUUUUUUAAAUAUAAAUAAUAUUUUUUGUAUAUAAUGUGCAUAUAUAAGUAUUAAAAAAUUUUACUUAAGUAUGUAACAAUAUUUGGUCCUAAUAAUUAUAAAUGUUAUCAAACAAUACUUUUUAUAUCUGAUCGAAGCCAUUAAAGGAAAUACCGGGUAUACAAUAACAUCAAAAAUAGAUUAUAUGUGUAUGUUAAUUGUUAUUUUACUUUUAAAACUUUAUGUUAAUUUUAAUUGAAUCCUUAAUAAUAUAUACCAUAGCCAUGUAAUCUAUAAUUAUCCGCACAGCAUUUCUAUAAAAUACAUUUGCAAUACCAAUUGCAAAUUUAGCAUACAAAAUACGACUUUAAGACGUACCAAAUACAUAUUUUUUUCAACAAAUUACAUUUGUUACAUUAUUAAAAAUAUGUUAGUCAAUGUAUUAUUACAUCCAGAGUAGGAUGAAAUAAAAUGAUCAGUAA